UGAGCGUGUGCCUGGCGCUGGUGCCGCCGCCUCUUCGCCUUCGCCAUGAUUAUCCCGGUGCGCUGCUUCACGUGCGGCAAGAUCGUGGGCAACAAGUGGGAGGCUUACCUGGGGCUGCUGCAGGCCGAGUACACCGAGGGAGAUGCUCGGGACGCGCUGGGCCUGAAGCGCUACUGCUGCAGGAGGAUGCUGCUGGCGCACGUGGACCUCAUUGAGAAGCUCCUGAACUACGCACCCCUGGAGAAAUGA
Molecule: messenger RNA, 249 nt
Organism: Dromiciops gliroides (monito del monte)
Lineage: Eukaryota; Metazoa; Chordata; Mammalia; Microbiotheria; Microbiotheriidae
Product: DNA-directed RNA polymerases I, II, and III subunit RPABC5-like
Exons: 1
Coding region: 46-249 (67 amino acids)
Biological process (GO): transcription by RNA polymerase I; tRNA transcription by RNA polymerase III; transcription by RNA polymerase II
Cellular component (GO): RNA polymerase I complex; RNA polymerase III complex; RNA polymerase II, core complex
Molecular function (GO): zinc ion binding; DNA-directed RNA polymerase activity; DNA binding
Source: RefSeq, a predicted model, not a curated record